GCCGAGGGCUGGGAGGAGGGAGAGCCGGGCAGGAACGAGGCCAGGCCGGGGGGCCCCCGCGAAGCUGCUCCGGGCCGGCCUGAUCCGCUGCCUGGGGAAGCGGCCCUGCCAGGCUCCGUCCUCGCUGCUCGGGGCUGCGGCGGGCGAGGGGACCGCGGGGCAGAGGCGGCUCGGCGGCGGGGCUCGGCCGGGCAGGGAGAAGCGCCGGAGGCCGCUGAUGGAGGAAGAAGAGGAAGAAGCGGCCGCCCUGCGGGAGCCCAGCAGGGAGAGUUCGACACCGAAUGAAAUGGACGAAGAGCAGCCUUGCAAUUCCAACUUGAAAGAAGAAGAAGUAAGGAAACGUCAGAAUUCGAAUCAAGGUUCCCGGGGCAGCAAUUCUUCCAGAACAUCUAGAAAAAGCUUCCGGUUGGAUUAUCGACUGGAGGAAGAUGUAACAAAGUCAAAGAAAAGUAAAGAUGGCCGGUUUAUAAAUCCCUGGCCAACCUGGAAACCAGUAACCAUCCCAAACUUCUUGAAGUGGAUUUUUACAGAAAAAGACAACAGCAAAGUCCCAAGUUCAAAACAGAUCCUUGACCUACACCUCCCCGUGUUGACACCUUAUUUCGUCCAAAACUCUGAACAGUUUGGAAAGACCGGAGCUGGUAUGCGAGUAACGUGGCUCGGACAUGCGUCGGUGUUGGUAGAAAUGGAUGAAGUUACAUUUAUUACCGAUCCCAUCUUCAGCCAGCGGGCUUCCCCAGUGCAGUUUCUGGGCCCUAAGCGUUUCCGAGGUCCUCCGUGCACCGUCAGCGAACUGCCUAAAAUUGACGCGGUGUUGAUCAGCCACGAUCAUUACGACCAUCUGGAUUAUCCGACCGUCAUGAGUUUAAACGCACGUUUCGGCAGUGAAUUGAGGUGGUUCGUGCCGCUGGGUCUUUUAGAGUGGAUGCAAAAAUACGGCUGCGAGAAUGUCAUCGAACUGGACUGGUGGGGAGAAAACUGCAUUCCUGGUCACGACGCCGUCACCUUUGUUUUCACUCCUUCUCAGCAUUGGUGCAAACGGACCGCCACGGACGAAAACAAGGUUCUUUGGGGAAGCUGGUCGGUUCUGGGUCCUUGGAACCGUUUCUUUUUCGCGGGAGAUACCGGCUAUUGCGUUGCCUUUGAGGAAAUAGGGAAACGGUUUGGGCCGUUCGAUCUUGCAGCCAUUCCCAUCGGAGCCUACGAACCAAGGUGGUUUAUGAAAUACCAGCAUGUGGACCCCGAAGAAGCAGUACGAAUCCAUAUUGAUGUACAAGCGAAGAAGUCCGUCGGGAUUCAUUGGGGAACUUUUGCUUUAGCCAAUGAGUACUACUUAGAUCCACCUGUUAAACUGAAGGAAGCUCUUGACAGAUACGGAUUGCAAACGGAAGAUUUCUUCGUUUUGAACCAUGGAGAAUCACGAGAUAUAAAUAUUAACGAUGACGGAUUUGAAUAGAAGCAGAAAAACUUCUUACCAACCAUAAUCCGGGAGAGGGGGGGGGGCGUGGAGAAUAAGAGUGAAUAUUUUUUUUUUUUUGUAAAACAAAAAUUAAAUAGGCUUUUCAUAGAAAUAUGAUUAAUUAAAUUUUGAAGACUUCAAGCGUGUUCCAUUCUAACAACCUCUUAAAAAAAACCUUGCAUACCGACUUUGUAACAUGAUUUUUGAUGAACGAAUUAACCGUGGAGAGCAUUAACCGAGCUGCAAAUAACUUUUAAGUAAACGUGGAUUCUUCUAUGACGUAAAACUUUGUACAAUUGUUCGUUUGCUCUGGAACGAGUGUAUAAAAUAACUGCUAAGAAUUUAUUCCCAUCCAGACACCCUUUAACAGCAUGUGUUCAGUGCUUGACGGAGCCUGGUUGCAUGUAAAAAUGAAUGUAAAUUUUAGUCCGACCACUAAUAUGCAAACUGACUAUAUGCAGAUCAGUGCUGAUGAGACCUGCCCGAUACAAGUAUGUGUGGUGAUAAGAAUUGUAGAAUCCUUCAAUCCUCUCCCACUCCAUUAACUAAUCAAGAGAGGAACAAAAGACAUGCGUGUGAAGAUGCUGGGAUAAAAACACAAGGCUACCCAAAAACGACCCCUUUGUAUUCAUAACUGGGUGCUGGAUUUAUACACGAAUUGAAAACAUUUCCCGGCAUGCCGAAAUCCGAGUUUUGGAUUAGCGGUGAAGAGUGAUCCUUAGACUUCACUCAGGAGCCACCAUUUUGUUUGCGUGUUUAACCAGACACGAAGCGUACAUAAAAAAGGUCAUUUAGAAUUCGCCACGAUCAUUUCUUUGAACACACAUUCCUACAGCAUGGCUGGUUUUUUAAAAUAUUAAUACUAACACGGCAAUGUUUUUAAAACUUUCCGGGUACAAUCCGUUUACGGGAGUAGCUGUGGUGGAAUCUUGCAUUUUGAACCCUGCAGCCUUAAUGGGCAAAGGACUAUUCGGACUUGGAGCAAAGAUCUCACCCAGAGGGUGUGCCAGGUGCCUUCAAAGCUGUCGAAUUGUAGGACUUGAAAUGAGUCUUCCAACCUAAGUUGCUGCUAAAGCACAUUUUAAGGGAAACCCAGAUUUUACCGAACGCUUACACACACGUCUACUCGCAAACAUGGAAGCUUUGAUUCGAAACGAUCCGUUGAAAUGUGCCUUUUCGAGAAUUUCGAAUGUGGAAAAAUGCCUAACAUUUAUUGUGCUGCUGGCCAAAACGUGUGUGCGCAUUGUGCUGUGACUGUGAAUUGUUUGUUAUUGUCCUCCAAAGCCUUCUAUUGUUUGAGAAUAUGACUGGCAAAGAUAAGAAAGCAUCGGUGGCUCCAAAAAUAAUCUUUACUCAGCUCCAUUUUGUUUGUAUUUCUUUCCUUACGGCCAUAUUGACGUCCAAAACCAGUAAUGAUGUACAGAUUCCUUACAAAGCUGAAAUCACUGAUGAUUGAUGAAUUUGCUCAGCAUUAAUAACAUGACCCAAAUAUGCUUGUGUGAACUUGUUACUUUGACAAUAAAUUCUUGCCCUAAAAUGUU
Molecule: messenger RNA, 3000 nt
Organism: Pantherophis guttatus
Lineage: Eukaryota; Metazoa; Chordata; Lepidosauria; Squamata; Colubridae
Gene: NAPEPLD
Product: N-acyl phosphatidylethanolamine phospholipase D
Biological process (GO): N-acylethanolamine metabolic process; N-acylphosphatidylethanolamine metabolic process
Cellular component (GO): membrane-bounded organelle; cytoplasm
Molecular function (GO): N-acylphosphatidylethanolamine-specific phospholipase D activity; zinc ion binding
Source: RefSeq, a predicted model, not a curated record